Messenger RNA from Tremella mesenterica DSM 1558, 1566 nucleotides. RefSeq lists its product as uncharacterized. Bases 1 to 1566 code for a protein of 521 amino acids. Lineage: Eukaryota; Fungi; Basidiomycota; Tremellomycetes; Tremellales; Tremellaceae. The transcript has 13 exons. The record is from RefSeq and is a predicted model, not a curated record. Gene Ontology annotation, molecular function: oxidoreductase activity.
AUGUUUUCUAGGAAACAAGAACCAAGAUGUAAGAGAGUGUUGGUCGUUGGUGCUGGAGCUGCAGGUAUGGCAUGUGCCGAUUCUUUAUCGCUUCAUCCUGACAAGUUCAAGGUGACUCUGAUUGACGCACAAGGAUACUGCGGAGGACAGGCAUUCUCUAUCCCUCUACCCAAGUCGGGUCCGGGAUCCAACGCCGGGGCAGAAUGGAUGAACCAAGGUGUUCAAGGCGGCAGCCAUAUCUACUCACAUACUUUCUAUCAAUUCAGAAAGUUCGGCUACGAGGCUGAGCCAGUCGACUUACAGGUCUCGUUCGGGAAGGGAGACAAGUUUUGGUCCAAUCUCUUCCCCACAAACCUGGUAGCUUCUCAUGCGAAGGACAUCGCUCGGUUCGAAUCUGCCGUGAAAUGGUUUCGUCGCCUGGAAGUCAUAUGGGCAGUCGUGCCGAUCAAGAUAUCGUUGAAGCUGUGGGGUUUGAGUGAACAGUUUAUCAAUUACAUGAUUUAUCCAUCCCUCGCCCUCUUCCUCGGUACGGGUAAUGCUACUCCCGAUUUGCCGACUAUCAUGCUCGAACGACUAUAUACCUCUCCGACAUAUGGUAUGUGGUAUCCAAUCGACAACAAAUCAUUGUCGUCCAACCUUCCUCCCAUGGUAGUGUUUCCGGAAACCUCUGCAUUUUACUCCAAAUGGCAAAAAACUCUCGAAGACAGAGGUGUCAGGGUGAAAUUGAACACCGAGCUAACCACCGUCCUAACUCGUAAACCCACUGUGCAAGUAUUGCUUCGUCCUCGGAGACAACAAAAAGACUUUCAUAAUCCGAAUGACGCCGAUGAAGAUCUCGUACCUGUCCGGGAAGAAUUUGACGAGAUCGUCCUAUGUGUGUUGUCCGACACUGCCAAGAGGGUACUGGGUAAGCAAGCGACAUGGUUUGAGCGGUGGGUUUUGGGAAACGCCAGAUGGAGUGAUGAUAUCACCGUGACUCAUACGGACAGUGAGUAUAUACGUAAACACUAUACUGUCGAAUUCGACGAAAGUCAGGCGGUAGAACAGCUUGGAGGGAGGGACGAAUCCAGUCGUAUACGUAAAGGUCGCAAUGAGUUUCAACCAAUGUAUAUGAUCGCUCAGGAGAAGGACCCUCGCAAAUUGGAAAUGUGCUUUGAUUGUUCUGCUUUCCAAUAUCAACUAGACAAGCAUCGUCCAUUUGAAGAUCACGUCUUUCAAACCAUCUUUCUGGACAAGAACAACGCACAUUUGUGGACCAAAGAAGAAAUCAGCAAAGACAAGAUCAUCCGAGAAGAUUGGUGGCACCAAUUGUGUCAUUCAUGGACGCACUACGUGUCUGUCGUACCAUUCAUUGGGUUCUUGAAUCGGAACAAAUCGCAUACGACUUAUGCCGGAUCAUGGACUCUUGUCAACGCUCAUGAGGUCGCGAUCAUCAGUGGGAUGGCCGCGGCGUACAAGCUCGGUGCUGACUACCCAAAAGAGUUGAGGGAGGAUACGAUCGGACGAAGGGCUAUGGCGGCGUAUUUGAUGCUCGCUCAUGGUCUUCGACUUCGAGGUGUUGUUUGA